GAGUGUGUGUUAUCUCUUCCCAUUCCCAAGUUCCUAUCUCUAUCUACCAUUCCAUUUCUCACUCACUGAUCACCGAGACUGAAACCCCAACCCUCUCACGUCUCACAAAACAUGGCACCAGGUCCCGUUGUUGACGCAUCCUCCGAGGCCGAAGCCCUCGAACAAGUUCUCUCCGCCGAAGAAACAACCUUAAAGAAGAAGCCUCAGCCGCAGGAAGAUGAUGCUCCCAUUGUUGAGGACGUGAAGGAUGAUGACAAAGAUGAAGCUGAUGACGAUGAAGAUGAGGAUGACGAUGAUGAGGAUGAUGACAAGGAAGAUGGUGCUCUAGGUGGUUCUGAGGGUUCAAAGCAAAGCAGAAGUGAGAAGAAGAGUCGAAAAGCAAUGUUGAAGCUUGGACUGAAACCUGUGACUGGCGUCAGUAGGGUCACAAUCAAGAGAACAAAAAAUAUUCUUUUUUUCAUCUCAAAACCUGAUGUCUUCAAGAGUCCAAAUUCCGAGACCUACGUCAUAUUCGGGGAGGCGAAAAUAGAGGACCUGAGCUCUCAGCUGCAGACACAAGCUGCUCAGCAGUUCAGGAUGCCAGAUAUGGGAUCUGUGAUGGCAAAACAAGAUCAAGGUACUGCAGCUGAUGGAGGGCAGCCUGAGGAAGAAGAGGAGGUUGAUGAAACUGGUGUGGAGCCGCAUGACAUUGAUUUGGUCAUGACACAAGCAGGAGUGUCCAGGGGCAAGGCCGUGAAGGCUCUCAAGACUCACAAUGGGGACAUUGUUGGUGCCAUCAUGGAACUCACUACUUAAUUGGGUUAUGUGUUCUGUUUGUAUCCCUUUUUGCAAUAAUUUUUGAACUAGUGCAAUCCUCAAGUUACUUGUAGCCAAAGACCAUACCAGCAUAUCAACCCUUUAUAUGUUUAGGCUUACCACUCCACGUCAUAAUUUUAUUGCUUUGUCUGUUUCUCAAAAUUCUGGGGUGACAUUAUGGGCAAAUUUGUUGGUUUACCUCUUCUCAAUAUUGUUCGAGAGUUGUGCCAGUUGAUUGAGUUUA
Molecule: messenger RNA, 1039 nt
Organism: Lotus japonicus
Lineage: Eukaryota; Viridiplantae; Streptophyta; Magnoliopsida; Fabales; Fabaceae
Product: nascent polypeptide-associated complex subunit alpha-like protein 2
Exons: 4
Coding region: 112-795 (227 amino acids)
Biological process (GO): protein targeting to membrane
Cellular component (GO): nascent polypeptide-associated complex; cytoplasm
Source: RefSeq, a predicted model, not a curated record